AUGCCUCCCAGGGGGCAACAGCACUCUCCUGAGCUUUGGGCCCAAAUUCUGGCACUUUGGGAUCUUGGUCUUACAAUCUACAAGAUAGCUACUCAACUCAACGUUCCUCCCUGCACUGUCAGCCGUCUGGUUGCCCAUGCAAACUCAGGUUUGCAGAUGCAAAAUUUGCGGCGCUUUCACUCUCUUGUAACUGUCUGGCCUCUGCAUCCCAGCUCCAUUGGGACUAUUUCUCUCAUGUAUCAAACUCUACGGUCUGCCAACGUCUGCGCUUGUCUGGACUGGGCCAGAAACCAUGCAACUUGGUUGGCUCAGGACUGGCGCCAGGUCAUUUUUUCAGAGGAAUCAAAAUUUAACGUCUUCAAUGGUGAUGGCCCUCUACGCUGUUGGAGACGUCCAGGACUCUCUCUGGAUCCUUGUUAUACCUGCAAACAGGUCAAACAUGGUGGUGGAAACGUGAUGGUCUGGGGGUGUGUUACUGCAAAUGGGGUGGGCCAUCUGUACUGCAUUGAUGGCCACCUGACAGCUGUUCAUUACACCAAGAUCUUGAAGGAGGAGCUUUGUGGGACCAUGGCUGACCUCUCUAUCCCUGUUUGUUGCACUGUCUUUCAACAUGACAAUGACCCAAAGCAUACAGCCAAGGUUACUCAAGAGUGGCUCAAUACUCAACAGCUCUCAGUACUCCCCUGGCCAGCAAAUAGCCCAUAUAUGAAUAUCAUUGAGAAUGUCUGGGACUACCUUGACCGUUGUGUGCGCAUGAGGCAUCAAUUACCAACGCGUGCCAAUGAUCUCUGGGCCAUUCUCCAGGAGGAGUGGGAGUGUAUUCCACAGGCAUAUAUUGACAAACUCUAUGAUUCUAUGACAGAAAGAGUGCAGGAGGUCAUUGAUAGGAAGGGUGGUAAUACUUGUUAUUAG
Rhizoctonia solani is the source of this 912-nucleotide messenger RNA. RefSeq names its product Transposable element Tcb2 transposase. The coding region runs from base 1 to 912 and encodes 303 amino acids. The record is from RefSeq and is a predicted model, not a curated record. The transcript has 3 exons. Lineage: Eukaryota; Fungi; Basidiomycota; Agaricomycetes; Cantharellales; Ceratobasidiaceae. Gene Ontology annotation, molecular function: nucleic acid binding.